Molecule: messenger RNA, 426 nt
Organism: Peronospora farinosa
Lineage: Eukaryota; Oomycota; Peronosporomycetes; Peronosporales; Peronosporaceae
Source: the annotation of a GenBank genome assembly
AUGAAGUAUACAAAACCCAAGAGUGUACGAUGGUCCACUGUGACUGUGUACGAGUUUGGCGUGACGUUGGGCGGUAGUGCCGUGCCUCGUCGAGGAGGUCCAUCCAUUGGCCUUGCACGUAAACCACAGCAUGUGUGGAGUACGACGCUGGAAAAGGUGCGACGCUGUGGAGACUUGGCGCUUACACGGCCGGACGUUAAUGCUGACGACGCUGAGCAAAAGGAGAGUGUGGACGGCAUGGAACGACGCAAACAUCGGGUACAUCGAGCCAGGAGAGUGCGCUGGCUCAAACCACUGGAACGUAUUACGAUGCUGACCAAGGCUGGCUGCAGUGAGGAGCGCAUCUAUCGCAUGAUGAUGGAGAGCUCGGACAUUGCCAUGUCCCGGAGGUUGUGUGUCUCGCUGCAACGUCAGGUGGCUGCGUGA